GUCUGGCUCUGCUAGGUUUUUUUUUCAUGUUUUCUUUCUUUCCCCUGAACUCUUUUGAAGUAGAAUUGAUAGUUCGUCAUCCUGGUAACCAGAAGAUGCAGAGGGUAUGAGCAGGCUCCCAGGGGCCUGCUGAAAAGCAAACACAAGCAGAGUAUGCUGAGAGGUUUUCCCCCUUGCUAGAAUUGAAAUGAUCCCUCCCCAGGGCAAAACUUCUCCCUGGGAGCUACAGGGCAGGAGCAGGCAGGAGCCCUGCCAGAAAGGAGCAGCUGUUCAGGGGGCAGAAGCUGCUGCAUGUUGUGCUCUGGGGAUCCCAGCCCCACACACAACUGUUCAGGCUUUUCCUGAGGGUUUGUUUUGCAUCCCCCAUCCUGUGAUAGCAAGAGGGAAGGCUGCUACAGAGGUGCAGGGACCAGGCAGGAUGGCUGCUUGUUGCCCACCAGGAUGGAGACACCCAUGGAGGCAGGGAAAGAGGAACUGGGUCAGGGAGCUCCAGUGCUGCUCCGAGGAGCUCUGGAUAUACAGAAACAGGCGGGACAUGGAGCAGAGAAGCCGUGCUGGUACCUGGAUUCCAGGGUAUCACUGUGGCCAAGAUUAGGGGCAGUGGGAAAGGCUGGCAGUCAUGCAGGGCUGGAGGUAAACGGAUCAAGCAGCAAUUGGCAGGCUCAGCAAGGAGAGGCUUAGCUCAGCCCAGCACAGAUUGGCUCUCGUUGCUCUGGAGCUGGGACAGAGCUGUGGGUGGAGCACCCUCAGCACAUCACCUUGUGUCACCCCACGGGGUUUCAGCAGCUCCACUGCUGCUCCUCUGCACAUCCCUGCACCCACCUGUGCAUGGGUGAGACGACUGCCUUCCCCACAGCACUGCUGGUGAGUGCCUGGGGUAGCUUUGGUGGCUCCAGGGAUUCUCAAACCUGCUUGAUUUUGGGGGGGUUUUGCAGCCCCCUGCACCAAAGCCAGGCUGGCUGCUGGAAGCCUGGGCACUCAGGACAGCUGGGUGCCAGUAAUCCCAUUUGCAGGCAGCACAGGGCUAAUCCUCACAGAGCGCUGAGCGGAUUGAGCUGGGUUUGGGGGCUCAGUGGCGAGCUGCAGUGGCUGAGGGAGCCCACACAUCGCAGGGGUGGCUUCCCAGGGAGGCAGUGGUGAGCCUGGCAGGGGUAAGUGGCAGUGAUGGAGGUGAGGGAGAAGGCUGGGAUUUUUGCAGGACCACCUCUGCACAUCACAGGGGGGUUUGGUGAUCCGAAACAGAGUCAGAGGAUGAGCUGUGCCGGUCCAUGGGGAGUGAUGCUGCAAGGACUGGGUAAUGUGGAGGUUUGAUCAGUUGCUGGGGGAGAAGGAAAGGCUGUGAUGCUUCCUGCUCCAAAUGAGACCAUGGAUCUGUGCCCUUCUUGCUCUUAGAAAUGAGACUAAAGCCCUUUGCUGGCUGGCAAAAGAAAUUGACGCAACAGGUGGUGGCACCGCUGGGUGCCUGCAAUGCAGCAGGAUGCAUAAGACUGCCAACUCUUUAGUGUCAUUGAAGGCAAAUCCUGGCCACUUAUUCCUAUUUCUUUCAGCAGCUAGUUUUGUGGAGACCCACAAAUGUUUCUGCCCACUUCUUUUUCAGAUUUGGCAGAGGAGCAGCCUCUGCCCUCCAAUUUCUUUCUCAGACCAAGGACAGGUGUAUGGUCCAGGCUUUUACAGCUGCACAAGCUCAUGUCAAGAAGAGGAGGAACCCUUGGCUGACAAGGGGGACUUGCUGCAGUCUCAGGGGGCUUUCUCCAGGAUUGUUUGGCCUCAGUUGUGUACAUGGACCCUGGGCUUCUUUGGGACCUGUGAGAGUGCCAAAGCAUGGGUGGAAAUGCCUCUGCUGCACAGCACUGGCAGCUUUUCCUUGCUGUUCCCAGGGCAUUCACAGCUCCUUAAUCCCUUAUACCCAGUGAGAGAUACAAGGUAAUUUAAUUGGUUUCUGGUUGUCAGGCCUGUCGGGAGGUGUUUUACAGCCCCUCUGUCCAGCUGUGGGAUGUGGGGGUCUCUGGGAGAGCUGACCCUGCCCAUGGUGUGCUGGGGGCUGGAAAUGCUGUGUGGAGCGAUGCUGUGGCUGCAUCCAAACCUGGCUCCUGGCCUUGCUGAGGUGCAGGCAAGCGAAGGGCUGAGGACACACAUCACCCUUCCUGCAAAUCCCAGGCCAGAUUUAAGGAGCCAGGCUUUGGAGAGCCCCCAGUGAGCCAUCACAAGGGAACUGAAGAUGUCUUGCAUGCCUGAAAGCUGCAUAUGAGGGGUUAAUUCAAAGAGCCCAGUGCUGAGCAGCUUCCAGCCUCUACCUGCUGCAUGUGGGACUGGGAUCAUGUGUGUAACUGGGAUUGAAACUCCAGUGCAGUCUCCUGGCUGAGCUGGAAGGAGCUCAGGGAUCUGCUUUCUUUUGCCCUUCACAGCUAUCACCUGGGGGCUGUCUGAGCACCUGAGGUGCUCCUGAGCCCUUCAUUGAGCAGAUUGGGGAAUCUUUAGAGGGGCAUUUUGGGCAGAGUGCAGCCCUUCAGAGGGGCAACAGCAAGUGACACCCCAGUUUGAGCUGGAUGAGAGCCUUGUUCAGUUCAGCUCUUGUUCUCUUGUUCAGUACCUAAGAAUGGGAAUGUGCAGCAUCACUUGGCUCGCUGGUGCUGUAUCCCAGCCUGGACCUGCUUCACAGAGGGAAGGAAGGGACCCAAAAAGACCAAGCAGCCAGAGCUUGGACAGCUGAAUCCCUGCUCUACAACAUCUUACUUUUACCUAACCUAUCAACAUAGCAGCGAGUGCUGGAUGCCUUUGCUGCCCUUGCCAGAGCCCCCAGCAGCCACCAUGUCCCUGGGAUGUGGCUGAAAGGUGGUGGAGCAGAGUUGUUUUAGGAGCAGAAAGAGGGGGUAUGUUUUUAAUGAACUUCCUCAUUAAAAAAUUCUGUUCAAAUUACUGUUCAGCUUCCCUCCAAUGAAAAAUGGUGGGGAGAGUAGAGGACCCUGAGCAGAGCAUCACAAUUUCUGUGAUCUAUCUGCAAUGGCCUCCUAGUCAGGACAGGUUGUGAAAAUAAAACAUCUAACUGAGAAGCUACCUUUAGGAAAAGCAAGUUUAACUGAGAUGGUGAGAAUAAAAUAGAGUGAGUAGUUUGCUCACAGUAGCAGUGAGGGAUGAGGAGCUGAGCUGGGUUUGCUCUGGCUGUGCUGCAGUGCCGUGUUUCCCAAGCAGGACGUGGAAACAGAAGGACACCAAGGACCUUUUUGGGCUGCUCAGGAGACAGAGUGAACAGCUGGUGCAGCUGCUAUUCCCUGGGCAGCGUGCAUCCCUGCUGCUGGGCUCUUGCCAGCUGGAGACCCCUCAGCACUGCCCGCAGCCAGCGGGAUGAUGGGCUGGAUUGACCGGGUGGUGCCCCAGCCCCCGGUGCCCCACGUGGCAGAGGAGACCCCUGUGCGGGAGCUGGAGCCAGCUAAGGCACCAACAGGAAAGGCCAGUGGUCCCACAGAUGUUGCUGACCGGGCACGCACUGAGGGUAAGCCCCACACUGGCUCAGGCUGCACAUCAUUGUUCCUGUACCCACCUUUCUCACUCCUGCCUGGCCUCCUGGGGGCUGCCAGAGUGGUGAUAAGAGCUUGUUUUAUUUUCCCCUCUGCCAUUGAAGAAACGGAAAAGAAAGUGACCUUUGUGGUCUCUGAGGACUCGAGUUCUGUGUUUGACAGUGUGGGGAGUAGUGUGCUCUCCUGGCUCUCCUAUGGGCUGGAGAAGGUGAUUCCCCAGCCAGCCCCAGCCCCAGGGCUGCAGGCACUCGGGAAGAGCUUCGAGACAAGCAUCGACAUUGCUGAUGAGACAGAGGUCCAGGUCCUUGGGGAUGAGGACGACGAUGGUCUGGAGAUAACUCCCUUCGAUCCCGAGGAGGACGUCUCCGAGGGCGAAGCGGAGCCCGUCCCGCAGGAGUGGGCAGGAAACCGGGUGCUCAGCUGGCUGUCACAGGGCUUCGAGAGGAUUUUGCCGCAGCCAGAGGGGACGAAAAAGCUGGAGGUGAGCACUGCCCAGCUCGGGAAGAAUUGGGGGCUACCGGGUAGAGAUGAGAAUGAGGCGAGCUCCCUGCCUUCAUCUUCCUGUACAUCCCAGCUGGGACCUUGGGGAAGAAAGCCCCAAGGGAAUUCAGCAGAGCAAAAAAAGACCUCUGGGUGCCCCCCCCGGUGGCUCAGGCAGUGCUUUGCCACGUCCAUCCGUCCGUCUGUCCCUCCCCAGACAGAGCCGAAGGAGAAGAGCGAAGGAGCGGUGGAAGACGCUAAAGGGACUAAAACCCAGGAGAAAUCCAAAUGCAGCGCUCCAGCCGAGGAGAAGGCAGCAGCAGCCAAGGGGCAGCCGCAGCCCGUGGCCACCCCCAGCCCUCGGCCCGCGGCUGUGGACGGCGGCAGGAUGUUCAGCUGGUUUGUCCAGGGGCUGGAGAAGGUGAUGCCGCAGCCGGUGACCAGGGAGAAGCAGGACACGCAGGGAGUGGCCACAGCAACCUCGAGUCCUGUGGAACAAAUUCAUGUAGCCCCUGGGGAACAGGAGGAAACUCAUCUCGUCCUGAAAGAGAUUGAUGACGGCCAGAUUAACGAAGAGGUGGCGGCCUGGGCUCACAGGGCUGAGCUGGAGGCAGAUGCUCAUUCCCUCCCCACCAUACAGGAAGAACCUCAGGAAGAGGAGAACAGACUCUGCUUGGGCUCCCCAAACGUGACCAAGGGGGAAGAGGAAAAGGAGGAGGAGGAGAAGAAAGAGGAGGAGGAACUGGAGGGGCUGACAGAGCCCCGGCAGAGCCGAGCUGCCUGCCUGCCGAGGGAUGGGGUGCGGGAGGGAUCCGGCUCAGCCCGGGGCUCGCUGCUGACGCGGCCCCUGGGGACAGAAUUCGGUUUGGGUGUUGCAGAGCUGAAUGGAAAGACAGGGUUAUGUGUUGUGUCUGCAGACGCUGCUUCAUACAAACCCUUGCUGCAGCCACCUUGUCUCCCUGCUGAUAAGGCUGUGGAUGAAGCCUGUCUUGCCGAGGAGGCCCUCAGGGUUGAGCAGCUGGAAGAAGUUGAGAUAAGUAAUCUCCAAGGUGCUCUUGUGCAGGUAGAAGAGGAGACAGCUGAAGCUGCUGAAACCGAUGCUGAAGGUACAACCUGUAGCAGUAUGAUGCCAAACAGGGAUGAGGUGAAGCAAUGCCUGCAGGCUCCUAGCAGCAUGGCCAGGCGGGCCCGGGACGUCGAGCUAGACCGGCUGGUGCAUGCCCAGGCUGUGGCUGGCAGGGACCGCUCCCCUCCCGGCCCUGGGGCUCUAGAGCAGCUCCCCAAUGUCCCCAGCUACCGAGCCAGCGCCGCCACCCGCACCCCCGGCCCUGCCGCCAGCAAGCCAAAGGCUGGAGUUGUCAACCCCAAUUUUUGCACUGAGGAGCAAUCCCCACUAGGAAAUUACCCCACCGUGGAGAUGAAGGAUGUGGACAGCCCAGGCCAUGCUGUGGAGAUCCAUGGUACCCAUGGACCGGUGCCUGCUGCCAGCGCUCCCAACCUGCUGGCGGUGCCCGGCGCAGCAUCCCCCAGGAGGAAGCAACUGCUCCCAGAGGAUGGUCUGGACGAGGGGCUGGUGAGCCAAUCCCCCAGGCCUGUGCUGGGCUGGGAUGAGGAGCAGAGGGAAAGCCUGCCCCAGCGCAUCGGCUCGGCCACCAGCCUGAGCAGCGCCGUCAUCAACACUCGGCUGCAGGAGCUGGUGAGGCUCUUCAAAGAGAGGACAGAGAAGGUGAAGGAGAAGCUGAUUGACCCCGAUGUCACCUCGGACGAGGAGAGCCCUGUGGCAUCUCCCACCAAGCCAGUGCCUGCAGCAGCACCGGUGCCUGCCCCAGGAGGAGAGCUGGAGGGGGACAAACCCUCGAGGGAUGACCACUACUGUGAGAUGCUGUGCUGCACAUUCAAGCACCGGCCCUGGCUGGACCGCCUGAAGAGCUACCAGUUCCCCAGCAGCAUCGACCCCCUGACCAAUCUGAUGUACGUGCUGUGGCUGUUCUUCGUUGUCAUGGCCUGGAACUGGAACUGCUGGUUGAUCCCCGUCCGCUGGGCUUUCCCCUACCAGACUCCAGCAAACAUCCACUACUGGCUGCUGGUGGACUACCUCUGUGACCUCAUUUAUCUGCUGGACAUCCUCAUCUUUCAGACCCGGCUGCAGUUCGUGCAGGGGGGAGACAUCAUCACUGACAAAAAGGCCAUGAAAGAGAACUACCUGCGAUCACAACGCUUCAAGAUGGACGUGCUGUGCCUCCUGCCCCUGGAUUUCCUCUACUUCAAAGUGGGUGUCAAUCCCCUGCUGCGCUUCCCUCGCUGUCUGAAGUACAUGGCCUUCUUUGAGUUCAACAACCGCCUGGAGGCCAUCCUGACCAAGGCUUACAUCUACAGGGUGAUUCGGACCACUGCCUACUUACUGUACAGCCUGCACGUGAACUCCUGCCUCUACUACUGGGCCUCAGCCUAUGAAGGACUGGGCUCCACCACCUGGGUCUAUGAUGGGGAAGGAAACAGCUACAUCCGCUGUUACUACUGGGCAGUGAAAACCCUCAUCACCAUCGGGGGCCUGCCAGACCCCAAGACGCUGUUUGAGAUCGUCUUCCAGCUGCUGAACUACUUCACAGGAGUCUUUGCUUUCUCAGUCAUGAUAGGGCAGAUGAGAGACGUGGUUGGUGCUGCUACUGCAGGGCAAACUUACUAUAGGAGCUGCAUGGACAGCACCAUUAAAUACAUGAACUUCUACAAGAUCCCCAGAACUGUUCAGAACCGGGUGAAGACGUGGUACGAGUACACGUGGCACUCCCAAGGCAUGCUAGAUGAGUCAGAGCUGCUGGUGCAGCUGCCAGACAAGAUGAGGCUGGACAUCGCCAUCGACGUGAACUACAACAUCGUGAGCAAAGUGGCCCUUUUCCAGGGCUGUGACAGACAGAUGAUCUUUGACAUGCUGAAGCGGCUCAGAUCAGUGGUCUACCUGCCCAAUGACUACGUGUGCAAGAAGGGAGAAAUAGGCCGUGAGAUGUACAUCAUCCAGGCGGGACAAGUGCAGGUGCUGGGGGGACCCGACGGCAAAUCCGUGCUGGUGACUCUGAAAGCUGGAUCUGUCUUUGGGGAAAUCAGCUUGCUGGCAGCAGGAGGGGGAAAUCGCCGGACAGCAAACGUCGUGGCCCACGGCUUCGCCAACCUUUUUAUUUUGGAGAAGAAGGACUUGAAGGAGAUUUUGGUGCAUUACCCGGAGUCUCAGAAGCUGCUGCGCAAGAAAGCCAAGAAAAUGCUGAAAAGCAACAAGAAGCCCAAAGAUGAGAAGGGAGGCCCCGGAGCUGCGCUGAUCAUCCCCCCGAAAGCUGAGACCCCAAAGCUGUUCCAGGCUGCCCUGGCAGCCACGGGGAGGAUGGGGGGCAAAGGGCCCCUGCGGCGGCUCCGCUGGAGGCUGCAGGAGCUGAAGGCGAUGCAGGAGACACAGGUUUCCAGUGUCAGCCCAACCCCACCAAAAUCACCAGUGCACCAGAGAUCACCUGUCAUGUCCCACAAAGCACAAACCCGCCCAGGAGAAGAAAUAUCCUCAGAAUCUUCUGAUCAUUCAGUCACCAUUCGUGUGAUUUCCACAGCAAAAGAAGAAGAGGAAAUCCUUGCUGCUGAGAUUUCAGAGAAAGAUGAAAAAAAAGAAGAGAAAUGAAACAGCAGCAGGUCCCAGGGCAGGCGUAGGAGUCAGGCAAAUGCCUGGGCUAGCAGAUUUUUGUUGUUAAUGAUUUGCAUGCAGUGGCUGUAGGUUUUGCUAUGUGCUGUGGGUAGGAUCUGCCUCUCUCUUCUGCCCAAACCCUCAAUCACUGCUGAGAAAAGCCUCUGCCAUCUGACCCAGAAUCAUACAAGGUUUCUAUGCUCUGCAGAUCUAUUGAGCACCUUUAUGAAUUUCCCACUAAAUCUCAGGUCAGCCCCUUUGCUUUGAAAUCCAGCCUUGUGGAGGGAGAGCUAUGGAAAAACUGCUUUUUAUGGCUCUGGAUGGUUAAUGAGUGCUCAGACAAAGCAUGAAGAGUUAUUCACCUCUGACAGCUGAGUCACUGCUUGGCUAGAAACAACCAAGGGAAAAAAAACAACAAGGUUUCUCUGUUGGGCUCAAGGUUGACAGCAGCAGUGGGGAGUGAUUCAUCUGAAAAGGAUGUGGGCUAUGCUCACAGGCCAAGCAUGGAGCAAAUUAAACUGUCCUGAGAAUGCCAAGCUCUGUCCCCAAGUGCCCAGACUGCAAGAUGCUUGAGGGUCCCUGCGUGGUGCCAAGACAACCUUGGCUCUGCCACUGGGAAGAAUUCCUGCCAGCUGUCCACCCUGGGAAGGUGGUGGACUCUCCAUUACUGGGGGUUCUUAUUGAGAGGUUUGAUGAGCAUCUUUCAAGGAUAGACAAGCACAAUCCUGGAUGAGAUGUUCCUGGAGGUCUUUUCCAGCCUUGGGAUUUUUCUGUGCUGCCACAGCAGGGAGGGAUAGAGCAGGAAGGGAGAAGCUGAGUUGGUUCCCAGCUGGGAGGGGAAUGAGAAGUGCAGUGAGUGCUCUCCUCUCCCAGACAGUGUUUCAGAGUCAGCUCAGAGCCUGUAACGUGCCAACAAGCAUGCACGAGCAUGCAGGUGCUCCCCUGCACUCAUUGCUGGAUGUCCACAUUUCCAGCAGGCAAUUUCCAGCCUUUCAGUCACUUCAGACUGGCUCUUGGCCACAUUUCCCAUGGAGAGAGAAGCCACUCUGGUGCUGCUCAUCACUGGAGUCAUGAAGUCACUCUCCCAGCCGUGCUGGGACCGGGUGCUGGAGGGGAAGGGAAACAUCUGGUCAGCAGCCAGCACCCAGCUGCUGGCUCAAGGUGUCCCAUCUUCUUCCAGCACACCACGUCCUUCCUCAUCUUCCUCAAAGCCAGCACCGAGCAGAGCAAGCUGCUGGCGAGCUGAGAGGUGGUGAGCAGCGCAUGAGGCAGCGCUGGAUGAGGUUCUGCAGCUCCUCCCCAAGUUUUGGGCUGUCCCUGUCCCCACAGCACCACUGGCUCCAUCGAGAGGAGCCACUCUCCAUCCUCUGGAGGAAAAGGGCAGGUUUUGCUGCAGGGCCCUUUCACCAUGGCCAAGGGGCUUCUCAGGUGCUCAGCAAAUGCUGUGAGCAGUGCUGCAGGUUCCACAGGUCUGGCUGUGACACAGCCAGCUCUUGGUGAAGGGUGGCAGCGCUGGCGUCACCCCCUGGGUGAUCCCUCUUCCCAUCAGCAGCCUGGGGCUGACCUUCACCUCCUUUGGGAUCUUCUUUUCUUGCUUUCUUGCCCCCUUCUCUUGCAAAAUGUAUGGGUUUCUGGGGGGAGGGGAAGGAAAAGAAAAAAAAAGCCAAAAUAGAUGUUAGAAUUAGUUAACUAUGUCUUGUCUUCUUUUAAAUAAAUUUAAUGAGCUCCACUAUACUGCAGGAGGGUCUGAAACCAUCAUAUUGCAGGAGAGAGCCUGCACUCACCCAAACCUCCCUGAAUAUUUCUCAUCCUCAGUCAUUUGCAGGUGGUUUCCUGCCAGGUAGAAGAUUUUGGUGGGGAGUGCAAAGUAGAGGGUUUUUUGCAUUCUUUAAAUAUUUAUAUAAUCAAACCAGGAAACAUGCAAACAUCAAAUUGAGGCUUUGAUUUGCUGCUAUGAUUUAAUAUUCUUUAGAAAAAGCAUUUAAAUAAAUAGUGGGCUAUAAUUGCUCUCAUAAUUCACUGUAUCUACAAUAAACACCAUGUAGAUUGCUAUUCA
This is a messenger RNA of Cyanistes caeruleus (blue tit), 9712 nucleotides long. NCBI's taxonomy places the organism in Eukaryota, Metazoa, Chordata, Aves, Passeriformes, Paridae. The record is from RefSeq and is a predicted model, not a curated record.